AUGUCCGAUAAUGAUUCAGAUAGAAGAGGUGAAUUUGUGACAAUGACAUGCGAAAGAAGUGGAAAAUAUGGACCUUAUCUUCGAAAUUUUAAACGAGAUGACACUGGUUCAAGAAAAUGUGAGUGUCCCUUUAAGUUGCGUUGUUAUAUGUUGGUAAAUAAGAAAUGGAGAUUUAAUGUCAUAUGUGGUUUACAUAACCAUAACUUGUGUGAAAAGUUAUCCUAUCGUCCAAUUGCAUGCCGUCUCAUGCCGGAAGAGAAGGAAUGCGUUUCAGACAUUGUUCAACUGAAAAACAUACUUGCAACUUUGAGACGUAAAAGACCCGGAAAUAUCUCAAAUAUCAAGCAAGUGUAUCAUAUAACAAGAAAUGUGAGAAGUCGGGUUAAACCCGCGGUAGGAACGAAACAUAUAAAGGCCGAAGAUGGAAAAAGGGUGAAGGCGAGUGUGAUAGUGGAAAAAAUAAUGGAUGCAUGGAAUGUUAUAGUAAAUUCUUCUACUAAAGAGUUAUAUGUCGAUUCCGUUAUACAUUUCAGGAAGGUGUGCAAGAAAUAUCCAGAUUUGUUGAAAUAUGUUUAA
This is a messenger RNA of Lathyrus oleraceus (garden pea), 576 nucleotides long. RefSeq lists its product as uncharacterized. The record is from RefSeq and is a predicted model, not a curated record. Lineage: Eukaryota; Viridiplantae; Streptophyta; Magnoliopsida; Fabales; Fabaceae. The transcript is spliced from 2 exons. Gene Ontology annotation, biological process: cellular response to iron ion starvation; positive regulation of transcription by RNA polymerase II. The coding region runs from base 1 to 576 and encodes 191 amino acids. Gene Ontology annotation, molecular function: DNA-binding transcription factor activity, RNA polymerase II-specific.